Molecule: messenger RNA, 2119 nt
Organism: Pimephales promelas (fathead minnow)
Lineage: Eukaryota; Metazoa; Chordata; Actinopteri; Cypriniformes; Leuciscidae
Gene: zbtb49
Product: zinc finger and BTB domain containing 49
Biological process (GO): regulation of transcription by RNA polymerase II
Molecular function (GO): RNA polymerase II cis-regulatory region sequence-specific DNA binding; DNA-binding transcription factor activity, RNA polymerase II-specific; protein binding
Source: RefSeq, a predicted model, not a curated record
ACCGAAAUGACGUCAUCAGCUCAGCGCCGUUCCUCCGAGUGAGAGAUGGACAGUGUGUGCAGUCACAGUGUGUUCGUGCUGCAGCAGCUGCAGGAUCAGCGUAUCCAGGGUCUGCUGUGUGACUGUAUGCUGGUGGUGAAGGGCGUCUGCUUUAAAGCCCAUAAGAACGUGCUGGCGGCCUUCAGCGCCUACUUCCGGUCUCUGUUCCAGAACUCGCCGGCGCAGAAGAGCGAUGUGUUCCAGCUGGCCAUUCAGGACGUGGGCGGCAUCGGGCAGGUUCUGGACUACAUGUACACAUCACACCUGGAGCUCAACCAGGACAACGUUCAUGCGCUGAUGGAGAUCGGACAGAGCCUGCAGGUGUUGAACAUCCUGAACAUGUGUUAUGAGUUCCUGAAGCCGUGUGUGUCGAGCGACGUCUCCCUCCCUCUGGCCGAUCAGGACAGCCUGUUGGGAAGCUUUCCUGCAUCCGAAGCUCCUCCUCCUCCUCCUCUUCCUCCUCCUCCCGCAGACGAGCAGCAGAAGCUCCGCGAGACGAGCCGCCAGCCGCCGCACGGCUACAAGCUCAGGAACUUCUACACCAGACAGUAUCUGCAGCAGAGCGGAGGCUUCCCGCCCGAGGAGCCGCCACACACCAGCGUGACCUCAUCACACGCCGGGCCCGAGGCCACGCCCCCCGUCCCGGAGACCAUGCCCAGCUCAGAGGCCACGCCCCCCGUUCCAGAGACCAUGCCCAGCUCAGAGGCCACACCCCCCACCCCAGAGGCCACGCCCCCACACGUCCUGCGCCCUAAGAAAGACGUUUACCUGAAGAAGUUCAACUAUCUUCGCUCGCACGUCCGGCCGGAGGAAGAGGAGGGCGGGCGCUGCGCUGGAGCCGGCGCGCCGUGUGACCGGCCAGGGGCGACCUCUGACCUCUCUGUGAACUCUGACCCAGCAGAAGCAUCUGAGCUGAAAACCACACCUGCGGCAGAGCCCGAUGAUGCGGAGUCGAGGGGUCACGACGAGAGGUCAGAGGUCAGCAGCAGUAAUCAUAAGUAUUGCUGUGAGGUUUGUGGAAAGACGUUUAAACAUCCCAGCAACCUCGAGCUGCACAAACGCUCACACACAGGCGAGAAACCGUUCCAGUGUAGCGUGUGCGGUAAAGGCUUCUCUCAGGCGGGAAACCUGCAGACGCAUCUCCGCCGGCACUCGGGAGACAAACCCUACAUCUGCGAGCUCUGCGGGAAGAGCUUUGCGGCGUCAGGUGAUGUUCAGCGACACAUCAUCAUCCACUCGGGAGCCCGACCUCACCUGUGUGACAUCUGCGGACGAGGCUUCAGUAACUUCAGCAAUCUGAAGGAGCACAAGAAGACCCACAGCUCAGAGGAGGAGUUCACCUGCGACCAGUGCGGCAAAUCCUUCAACAUGCAGAGAAAACUCCUCAAACACACACUCCGACACCGCGGAGACAGACCCUACUGCUGCCAGACCUGCGGCAAGUGUUUCGCCGGCUCCGGGGAUCUGCAGCGUCACACUCGUUCUCACACCGGUGAGCGCCCGUACGCCUGCGACUCCUGUGGGAAGAGCUUCACACGCACCGCAGUCCUGCGCAGACACCGAAGCUCACACUCGUGUGUGUCUCACUGCGGCCCUGGAGACUCUUCGUCAUCCUCAUCAUCAUCAGCUGGAGUCUCAGCACCGGCCCGACCCACAGCUUCAUCAUCUUCAUCUUCAUCAGCGGUGUGUGUGUCUCACGCGGAGGGCCUGUGCAGCAGCGGCGCGCUCUGGGGACGAGCCAUGAAGACCCUGCAGAGCGACACUGAGACAUGAGUGUGUGUGUGUGCUCCUGCUCUAGAUCUGCUGUAAUGAGGUCAGAGGUCAGACGUUUGCGUGUCGUCUGCUCUCCAGAAUACAGUGAACUCUGAACUCUCCCUCCGGUGUCAUCAUCUGUGUGAAUAUACAGGACGCUGUCGUUUAUUAACUCACAGAUAAACAUGACAUGAGAAAUGCAUCGAUAGAGAUGGAAACACAUUUCUACACAAGACUAGAAUAAUGCUUUGGUGAACCAUAAUUAUGACAUGAAAAAAGGAAAAUUAAAAAAAAGCACAAAUAAAGUCGAAAUUCUCUUACCAAGGAA